AGACAGGAGCAUUCUAAGGGCGAUAACCGUUUAAAUAUGCAGAUUUUAGAUGUUCUUCUUUCAGAUUUGGAUAAGUAUCUGUCAUCGGCUGAUUCAGAUAUCCAGUCAUCACUAUCUUCUUGUCUUACAGUAUUAAUCAACUUCUGUACGGAGUGUGCGGAAGCACGGCGGUAUGUCCGCCUAAAGGUGAUGCCGCCACUACAUGCAGAAGAUGUUCAGCAGCGGCCAGACGUUGGAGAGAAAGUGAGGAAUAAGCUGAUCAAAGUAAUGAUCGGUAAAAUUCAUAUAUCGCAACUGGCUGCUCAUUUCUUGUUCAUUCUUUGCAAAAGAAGCGUCAGUCGUUUCAACAAAUAUUGUGGAUUUGGUAACGCGGCGGGUCUUCUUGUGAAUUAUGGACUUCUUGGUGAGAUUAACCGUCCUAAAAGUGUUGAUGACAGUGAAGAUUCUGAAACAGAGGAUUAUAAAGAUGUUGAAGAGCGUAUUAAUCCAGUGACUGGCUACAUAGAACCUUUCAAAGAAAGCCCACUUGAGAAGAUGACCGAUGAACAGAAGGAGUACGAAGCAAUGAAAUUGGUUAAUGCAAUGAAGAACCUUAUGGAUCAAGGUGUCAUAUCCCCAGCUAAAACUGAUGAAAGUGGGAAACUGCGACCGGUAGAGCACAUUCUGGAACUCGUUGAAGGUCAGGCGAAAAACAAAACAGUAGUUGAUUCCGAAAGUGACGACAAUUGA
Messenger RNA from Enterobius vermicularis (human pinworm), 729 nucleotides. NCBI's taxonomy places the organism in Eukaryota, Metazoa, Nematoda, Chromadorea, Rhabditida, Oxyuridae. The record is from the annotation of a GenBank genome assembly.